AUGGGGAAGAAACAGCACAGCAAAGACCGAAUGUUCAUAACCAAAACAGAAUGGGCAACAGAGUGGGGAGGUUUCAAAUCCAAAGAAAAUCGUACCGCUUUCAAACGUCUUCCUUUUUAUUGCUGCGCACUUACAUUUACUCCGUUUGAGUUUCCAGUUUGUACACCUGAUGGAAGCGUUUUCGAUGUUAUGCACAUAACUCCGUAUAUUGUAAAAUACGGUAAACAUCCUGUUACUGGUGCUCCAUUGAAGCAGCAAGAUCUCAUUCCACUAACUUUUCAUAAGAACUCAGAAGGAGAAUAUCACUGUCCAGUUCUAAACAAAGUUUUCACUGAGUUUACACACAUUGUUGCAGUCAAGACUACUGGAAAUGUCUUUUGCUAUGAGGCUGUUAAGGAGUUAAACAUCAAAACAAAAAAUUGGAAGGAGCUCCUCACCGAUGAGACAUUUUCUAGGGAUGACCUUAUAACUAUUCAGAAUCCUAAUGCACUUGACCAGAAGGUUCUUCUGGAUUUUGAUCAUGUUAAGCAAAAUUUGAAAAUUGAUGAUGAAGAACUACAGAAAAUGAGUUCAGAUCCAACCUAUAACAUAAACAUGUCCGGUGAUAUCAAGCAAAUGCUUAAGGAGCUUGGAACUGAGGAAGGAAAGGAAACUGCAUUGCAUGGGGGAGGUGGUGGCAAGGCACAAAAAGAAAGGGCCGCUGCACUUGCUGCCAUUUUAGCUGCAAGGUCACAAGUUAAAGAAGAUUCCAAAUCAAAUCCUGAUGCAACUCCUCAGGCACUCAGUAUUGUAGAUGCUGCAUCUGCCUCAGUACAUGGAAGAAGUGCAGCUGCUGCUAAAGCCUCAUCAAGUGAUAAAACUGCUGCCAGAAUAGCUAUGCACGUGGCUGGUGACAGGGCGCCAGUGAAUGCAAAGCUGGUUAAAAGUCGUUACACUACUGGUGCUGCUUCUCGAUCUUUCACUUCAACAUCAUAUGAUCCAAUUACAGAAAAUGAUUAUGAAUAUGUGAAAGUCGAGAAGAAUCCAAAGAAGAAGGGAUAUGUACAACUGCAUACAACACAUGGUGAUUUGAACAUUGAGCUUCAUUGUGAUAUAGCUCCAAGGGCAUGCGAGAACUUUAUCACACUUUGUGAGCGUGGAUAUUAUAACGGAGUUGCUUUUCAUAGAAGCAUUAGGAAUUUUAUGAUACAAGGUGGCGAUCCUACUGGUACUGGUAGAGGUGGUGAAUCGAUUUGGGGAAAACCUUUUAAGGAUGAACUCAACUCCAAAUUAGUCCACUCCGGAAGGGGCGUGGUUAGCAUGGCAAACAGUGGUCCACAUACUAAUGGUUCCCAGUUUUUCAUCUUGUACAAAUCUGCGAAUCAUUUAAACUUCAAACAUACAGUUUUUGGAGGAGUAGUCGGUGGCUUGACUACACUAGCAGCAAUGGAAAAGGUUCCUGUUGAUGACAGUGACCGACCUCUGGACGAAAUCAAAAUAACAGGUGUGACAACUUUUGUCAAUCCUUACACCGAACCAGAUGAGGAAGAAGAGCAAGCUAAUGCCAAAGAGAAGAAUGCAAAUGAUGAAGAAAAUGACAAAGUUGGCUCAUGGUAUAGUAAUCCUGGAGCUGGAACAUCUGAGUCUGGAGCUACGGGGGUUGGCAGCGGUGGUGUUGGCAAGUACUUGAAGGCUAGAAGUGUUCCAACCGAAUCUGCUGCUGCUGCCGUCGACACCGGUACAACCGUUGUAGGAAAGAAAAGAAAAGCAGUUGUCAGCGGCGGAUUUAAAGAUUUUUCUGCAUGGUAG
This is a messenger RNA of Lathyrus sativus (Indian pea), 1788 nucleotides long. The record is from the annotation of a GenBank genome assembly. NCBI's taxonomy places the organism in Eukaryota, Viridiplantae, Streptophyta, Magnoliopsida, Fabales, Fabaceae.